This is a messenger RNA of Balaenoptera ricei (Rice's whale), 495 nucleotides long. It is a transcript of the gene RPLP2, whose product is annotated as ribosomal protein lateral stalk subunit P2. Gene Ontology annotation, biological process: cytoplasmic translational elongation. Bases 113 to 460 code for a protein of 115 amino acids. Gene Ontology annotation, cellular component: ribosome; cytosolic large ribosomal subunit. The transcript has 5 exons. NCBI's taxonomy places the organism in Eukaryota, Metazoa, Chordata, Mammalia, Artiodactyla, Balaenopteridae. Gene Ontology annotation, molecular function: structural constituent of ribosome. The record is from RefSeq and is a predicted model, not a curated record.
GUUCCGGAGGCUUCUGGGUAGCGAAUUACCCCCGCCCCCCGCACCGGCGCCUUCCUUUCCGUCCCUGACGCCGCUGAAGUCGCACGCGCGAGGCUUCUCCGCCGCCGCCAAGAUGCGCUACGUCGCCUCCUACCUGCUGGCCGCCCUCGGGGGCAAUUCCUCCCCCAACGCCAAGGACAUCAAGAAGAUCCUGGACAGCGUGGGCAUCGAGGCGGACGACGACCGGCUCAAUAAGGUCAUCAGUGAGCUGAACGGAAAGAACAUCGAGGACGUCAUUGCCCAGGGCAUUGGCAAGCUGGCCAGCGUGCCUGCUGGCGGGGCUGUGGCCGUCUCUGCGGCCCCAGGAGCUGCAGCUCCUGCUGCGGGUUCGGCCCCAGCCGCAGCAGAGGAGAAGAAGGAGGAGAAGAAGGAGGAGUCAGAAGAGUCAGAUGACGACAUGGGGUUCGGCUUGUUUGACUAGAGUUCCCCUCCUGCAAAUAAAACCCUGUUUACGUA